Molecule: messenger RNA, 3409 nt
Organism: Paralichthys olivaceus (Japanese flounder)
Lineage: Eukaryota; Metazoa; Chordata; Actinopteri; Pleuronectiformes; Paralichthyidae
Gene: sgpp1a
Product: sphingosine-1-phosphate phosphatase 1a
Biological process (GO): sphingosine metabolic process
Cellular component (GO): endoplasmic reticulum membrane
Molecular function (GO): sphingosine-1-phosphate phosphatase activity
Source: RefSeq, a predicted model, not a curated record
AGGAGGCGCAGAAGAAGCAGCCGCAGGAGUAACGUCCUGACCAUGGAUAUAAAAGCUCCUGACGCAGGAGCAGCAGCGUGUGUCAGGAUCCUCCGCGAACUAAUGGUUAACUGUGGCGGACUUUGGAAGCUGCGUGCUGGGUGUGUGUUCUGAAUGCGGUCGCCAGGUAGAGGUCGAGUGUAACAGCUGUUUUUUAUUACUCCGGUGUUGAAGAGGAAUGAAACGGCCGCCGAGCUGCGCCUCCCCCUAACGAGCCCCGGCGGAUGAACAUGAACUCCAUCUUUGCGCAGAGUUGUUGUGUGUUUUGAAUUGACCGCUGCUCUGAAGUCAUGGCGAACGACGCGGUGAAGUCGUUUGUGCGGGUGUGCCGUUACCUCCAGGAGCCCUGUCAUGUGGCGAGGUUUCAGAAUAUCUGCGGCGUCAAAGGCACGUUCGCGGACAAGUCGAGCAAGUCGAGCAGCGGACCCCCGCAGCCCGACUGUUCCGGGCUGAGGAAGCGGCUCAACGGCUCGGAGGUCGGGAACGGAGCGGCCGGGGAUGCCCCCGCGCCGCAGCCCAACGGGAUGCAGGGUGACACGACCGCCGGGCCUGACGGUUCAUCAUCAUCAUCAUCAUCGCCAUCAGCGGCUAAUGUCGCUAAACCCCUCCGGAGGAACUCCCUGACCGGAGACGUGGGUCAGGAGUUCCUGAUCCACAACAAGUUCCUCUUCUACCUGUUCACGUUCGGCACCGAGCUGGGCAACGAGAUGUUCUUCAUCGUCUUCUUCCCCUUCGUCUUCUGGAACAUCGACGCCCUGGUCAGCCGGAGACUCAUCGUGGUCUGGGCCUGGAACCUGUUCGUGGGUCAGUCCACCAAGGACAUGGUCCGCUGGUCCCGGCCGGCCUCCCCGCCCGUGGUGAAGGUGGAGGUCUUCUACAACUCCGAGUACAGCAUGCCCUCCACACACGCCAUGACGGGGACGGCCAUCCCCUUCUGUCUCUUCAUGUUGACAUAUGGACGGUGGCAGUAUACCUUCCUGUUUGGCUUGUGUGUGGCUCUGAGCUGGAGCGUCCUGGUAUGUGUGAGCAGAGUCUACAUGGGGAUGCAUUCUAUCCUGGAGGUGAUCACUGGCUUCCUGUACAGCCUCCUCAUUCUCGCCUUCUUCCAUCCCAUUUUGGACAAGAUUGACACCUUCUACAUGAUGGACCACUACGCUCCACUUGUGAUUAUAUUCUCACACGUUAGCCUGGGACUUGUGGCGUUCUCUCUGGAUUCCUGGAGCACCUCUCGGGGAGAUACGGCUCAGGCCCUGGGCACCGGGGUGGGAAUUGCUCUGGCAACCCAUGUGAACUAUCAGCUGGGGCUCCUGCUGGAUGCGCCGCUCUCAUCACUUCCUCUAAUGUUACCGUCGAUCAGCGUGGGCCUGUUGGUCCGCUCGCUGCUGCGCUUCCUCCUUGGAGUCGCCGUCCUCCUGGUCACGAGGAUGGGCAUGAAAGCAGUGACUAUUCCCUUCUUAUGUCGACUGUUUGGGCUGCCGCCGGAUGAUGUGAGACAGGCGAGGCAGCACAUGAAAGUUGAGCUGCCGUACCGUUAUAUCGUCUACAGUGUUGUUGGGUUUAACUGUGCCUGUGUGGUGCCUCUCCUCUUUAGGAUCCUAAACCUUGCCUGAGUGUUGUGUUCCAACUGUCGAUGUACUGCUGACAUGUUCACCCACACAGUGACGGCAAACAGCACUUGGUUACAUGACGAUAAUUGUUCAAAGUCAGUUGUUCUAUAUUUUUUUAUUGUCAACAAACCCUAUGAAAAAAACAUAAUCAAUUAUGAAUGUAUCUUACUAACAAGGAAGCAAUUAAUGAAUCCAAACAUUAUUAAAAACACUUGUUUUUAGUCAUUAAAUAACCACUCUAGUUUGUAUAUUCAUAUUUUUAUUUUUUGCUAUUAUUUAUUUCAGGUCAGUUGAGAACAUUUGAUCAACUGCAAAGAAGAAGUCUUGAAAUUACAGUAAGCAGCAAAAAUCUGACAUGACGGUUAUCCUUAUCAUCCAUGUUUAGUGUUCAGUUUUUAACCCUGAUGUAAUUAUUGUAGAUACCUAAGCAGGUUUUUCUUUUCUGAAGCACUUUUUUUCAAAUCUAGUUCAUUAGUGUGAGUGCUGACACAGCAGUCACACUUUAGUUCUGUUUCUUCAUGAUUUUUCUUCUUCUGCCAUUUUUCAGUCACAAUUUUUACAUUUCCUGCUUCAAACUCCAGAACAUUCAACUCAUUUAGGACACUCCUGCUGUCGUUUUUCUUCUCAUAAUUUUGGAAAUGUUAAACUCUUUCUUCAAAUUUGGGGAUUUUAUAAUGAGUGUCUGUGGGAGGGAAGUUUGACAUUGUGCAUUUUCAGCUUGAUUCAGCAAAGCAACUCAGCAUUUUGAUGUCACACCGGCCAUUGUGCUGCUGUAAAUACACUUAACAUUUGUUUAAUCAAAAAGUGUGAGUCACUGAGUGUUUUAGGAAAUAGGAAGUAUAUAUUUGUGAUCCCUAUUUAAAGAUUUACAUCUUCAUUAGGAUUCAAUGGGCUUGGAGCCAACAGCCUCAAACUGGGGGAAAUCUUAUAAGAUUGAGAGAAAUUAACAAAUUGAUUGUUUUGGACUUUUUCAUGGGAUUUGUUGUCAGGGUGUAGAAAUUGUAGAGUUUCACCUUCCUCAUCUUUUAAGAACCACCUGUGGUCGGCACAUGCAAGUGUUAACUGGAACUUUUUAAACAAAGAAUCUGUCAGAUGUACUGUAAUUGUAUUCAUCAUUGAGGAGACUCUGUCGUACAUUUACAUUAUUUGAUUGAAAUAUAGAAUCAGUAUUAAUUCAUAUCAGUUCUCAUCUGUUGCUGUGUUAAAUUACAACGCAGCCUGAAAAAAAUGGAUUUCUUCAAGUAUUUCCUUUCCCUCGUGUCUAGAUCUCUAUGUAAAUAUAGAACAACUUUUCCUCUCUGUUGUGUUAUUACUUUUUGACAUUCGUCGUAAAGCAUCAUCGUGUUGCCUUCUUUUUCUAAAAAUCUUGUACCGCACCAUUGUUUUGUCAUUUUAAGUUUAAACCAAGUGCUUCUUUUAAAUAACCAUUUGAAAGUAUAGAAUCAAGAAAAACAAAUAUUUUUGAUAAUUUAUUUUAUCAUCUUAAUAUCUCAGGCUGAAAAGAAUCUAAGUAUAUUAUUAUGAAAAUUCAAAGAGACCUUUUAGCCGAAAUCCUCAAACUACAGGAUAUAAAAUCACUGACUCUAGCUCUUGUCUAAAUGUUGUAAUUGGUUUUUUCUGUUGCAAUGUAUUAAUUGUUUAAUGUUUGUCGGAAUAUGAAUUUCAGAGCUCUCUUAUCAUGAGUACUCGUGGAAUAUUUAUAGAUCUAUUACCGUCAACUCAUCUUUUUUUCCUGUUAUGCAAAAGGACUGUAUCUGAAAAAA